AUGCCGACUAACCCUGGCCCGACCAACGACUCUGACGCGUCGACACCGCGCCGAUUGCCUGGCGAAACUUUUGCUUCAACUCUUGGCCAAGGCUUACUUGCUGAACUCGACUCUAGAACGCAGCUCCCCAAGCAGGAAGCAGAGGAAACUCACCCAGCUACCUCGGAUACCUCUGAAGUCCUAGUCCAAGUUGGCAGCGACCAGGGUUGGGAUCUUACCUUCCUUGAUCACGAGAGGCUCAAUAAUAACGCCGGCUUCCAGGUCGAUCCAAUGUUGACUACCACCACUCGCAACGACAACAACAACAAGGCCACUGACUAUUCCCCGCGAGCUGGAGUUACGGAAGACUACCCCUGCAUGGCUAGGAACGAACGUAUCCUGUCAUACCCCAUGCUCGACCUGACCCAGUCGCGCCACAAGCAGCAAAUACUCCAAGACCCGUCCACUGCGCCGUUAGUCUCGCCACCGUUGGCACGGGCUACGGUCAAGCUUGUCCCACUUUCGUCCUCAAGCUCGCACUUGCUGGCCCGUCGCCGAGGUGCUGCCGUUGCCGCCACGACUGAGGCGUCACAUGGUUCUGGCAACCCGCCAGCGGCUUUGUUUGAGCUAGCGAGUUCAGGAGCCUUGCCUCGACCGGGAAUUCCCUUCUCGAUCGCUGGUACUGCGUCUCCCCUUGGUGCCAAUGCUGCGCAUGAGUCUGACUCGUACUUCCCAAUGGGUCCUGUUAGAGCAUCGCUCGGUCUCGCCGGUACUGGCGAUCUCAAUACCGCCGCUCCAGCUCCGCUGCCGAUGCUUACUCGUUACCCUCGUCCCCCAUCCUGGUAUUUGAACUUGCCGCUCCGCCUUGCUCAGUUGUUGAGGCCUGAUUUUUUCCCUCAGCGGGCGUAUUGGUCGGACUAUGCCUAUCGCCGUAGGAGAGCGAGUCUCCUCUCUUGUGUGCUCUUUGCUGAAGAGGAGGAGGAGGAUCAGGGGCAAGUUUCGCCAUCUUCUUCGGACGAGGUGACGGAAGAGGAUGGCUCCGAGUUUGAGAUGGAUUCGGAAGCAAGUGUUAUCGAUGACCAGUCGUUGACACUGUUUCCUGUGCUUUCGUACUUGGAGGCGGAUGAUGUCGCGUCGUCUCGCUGUGCUGUCGAGAAGUUGGAUUUGUCAAACGGCAACGAGCCUUUGGAUGUUGUUGACUCCAUGGACGGACCUGGCUCUGCUGUCUCGCUUACAGAUGUGGCACAGGGUUCUAUCAAAGAUAACUCGUCCAACGGCACUCCGGCUUCUCAUUCCAUACCUGAAAAGUGGCCGCCCACAGAAAUGAGGAACUUGACUGUCAACUUUCUCUUUGACAUCCAACCCGCCUCGCCCCUCACAGACGCAUUCCCGCCUCUGAACCCUCAAGCGGAUGGAUUUCCGACGGCCGUGAAUGAUGGUCUUGAACCCGAGACAGCAGCAGCGCCACUUGACCAGAACCUGCAGGCCUUGCUUGACUUUCUCAACACCCCUGCCCGACCACCACUGUAUUCGUCUCUCGUUAUUCAAGAGGUUGAGAAUACCAUGACAUCGAUCGAUGCAACAUUGCCUGCGCACGAGUCCGAAUGCCACCAGUCCAACUUGACCGAACUUGAAGGUAAGGAAGGAAAGGAAGGAAAGGAAGAGCGUGGCUCCCAGUCAGUUUGGCCAUGGAUGAAACACAAGACCAUCCGCGCGGACCUUGAUCUCCUCAAGUUCACGGCGGACUAUAGCGUCGCCGUCAAAGUCAGGGAUGAUUUUGUGGAGACCUCUAGUCGCCUUCGAGAACAACAGCUACGCCACCUUAUCUACAUGCAUCAGGCCAUUGACGGGGAUGUGAGGAAAGAGGAGAAGCAGGAUAAGGAGGAGAAGGAGGAGAAGCUGGAGAAGGAGGAGGAAGGGGAGUGUCCAGUGGGCGACUGUGAGGAUCUGUUGGAGGAUCUCACUGUGAGCUCAUUGGCCCAGUCGUGGCUUGAUGACGAUUCUGAGACGGUGACGCCGGGUUCUAGGAUAGGGGGGUCUGGAAGUUCUACUCCGGUUGUCACGGCGGGAGAGGAGAUGAGGAUGAAGAAGAAGGAAGAGAGGGAUGAGUUUACGGCGAAGUUGGAUGUGGUGUUUUCGCAGCUCGGGGGACUCUUGGCGCCGCCGCCACGUCUGGCUAGGAAGGAGGGGCUCCUGCAGGGUGACUUUGCGCACGAGGAUUCGCAUGAACGCGUCCCUGAAGGGGCCGGCAAGAGCAGUCUUAUUGUCGAGAACCUCGCUUUUGUGGUCGAUGACGAAAUGGGAGAUUCUCAUGAGAGCCUCGUUCUCGGCAGCAAGAGUGCGUACGACUCUGACGAUGGUGAGGACGAGGAUGCCUUUGUCGACGCCUCGGAGGAAGACUACUCACAACACCCAAACGUGGUCCACAGACUGUUCCACAGUCACCCACACCUCCGAGACCUCUACCCACCCGAGAUCCCUCAAACCGUCAACCUCCCCAAGAGGCCUUCUUACAUCUUGGACGAGCAAGGUCAAAUACAGAUCCUCGCCCCCGACGCGCCUCUUCCAGACCUGUCGACCUGGACAUUCCAACCCGGACCUCAUCACACCCCCGUAGUCAACAAUAAGGUUGUAGUGACCUGCGAGAACUGCCUUGGUCAGUUUGGGAUAUCUCCCGACAACCUCGACGUCCUAGAGCGACACCAGGCCGAAUCCUGCCGAACGCCCUUACAGCAAAGGUGGCAGCGGUUCUUGUUAGUCGCCGAGAAGAUGACUAGUCGCGGGAAGGUUUGGGACACUGUUAGGAGACGAAGUCGGAGAGGAGUGUAUCGGUUAUCAAGUCAGACAAUCAAUUGGAUGAUGGACGCGUUGCUGGGGCAACUGCAGUUGGUUCAGGCGUUCGUUGAUGAGGAUGCCUUUGACGCGGACGCUGGUCGUCUUGUCGAAAAGGAGGAGGAGGAGAUUGUGAGAGAGGUGGUCCAGGGAUCCGGGUACUAG
Molecule: messenger RNA, 2976 nt
Organism: Linnemannia hyalina
Lineage: Eukaryota; Fungi; Mortierellomycota; Mortierellomycetes; Mortierellales; Mortierellaceae
Source: the annotation of a GenBank genome assembly